UCGAUCUCUGGAGUCUGCGAUCCCUUCUAGGCCUCCCGGGUUCUGAAUUCGGCCCGCUUUCGGUGCAGACGCGGAACUCGGUUGGGGAGGGUGUCUCUGAGCAUGUACAGAGUGCGUUUUCCUAGCCUGCGAAUCUCAGUUCGGCCCGCGUCUCCUUUCGGCGCAGACGCGGAACUAGUUCCACAACUGCCGUGAGCGGAAAAAUAAUCCGGCCACCGGCAACGCUUCAAAGUUUGGCUGUGCUCCAGAGGACUAUGGGGAACCAACUGGCCCCAGGGCCCCCUUUCAUGCCCCACUUGCAGGCCCUGCACGUGGUGGUGGUUGGUCUGGAUGCAGCCGGCAAAACAUCGCUGCUGUACCGCUUGAAGUUCCAAGAGUUUGUCAAGAGCGCGCCCACGAAGGGCUUCAACAUGGAGAAGAUUCGGGUGCCACUGGGCGGCUCACGCGCCAUCACUUUCCAGGUGUGGGAUGUGGGCGGCCAGGAGAAGUUGCGCCCCCUGUGGAAAUCCUACCUGCGCCGCACGGAUGGAGUCGUGUUUGUGGUGGACGCUUCGGAGGCCGAGCGGCUGGAGGAGGCCCGCGUGGAGUUGCACAAGAUCGUCCGCUCCUCGGAAAACCAGGGCGUCCCCAUGUUGGUGCUGGCCAACAAGCAGGAUGUGGCCCAGGCCCUCUCCGUAGCCGAGGUGGAGAAGUUCCUCGGCUUGCACGAACUGUGUGCCUCCACCUCGAACCACAUCCAGGGCUGCAGCGCUGUCAGUGGACAGGGCCUUCAGCAAGGCCUGGAGAAACUCUACGAAAUGAUUCUCAAGCGCAAAAAAGCCCUUCGCACCAGCAAGAAGAAGCGCUGAGAAACUGGGGUGUGAGAUAAUCUCGGGGGGAUUCAGACAUUUUGCACCUGGACCGCAGUUUAUUGCCACCCAAGGGCAUUGUUUCUGAGCAAUGCGAGGUUGCAAGCCAGACAAUUUCCUCUUUGGUGACUCUGUUUUUUGGACGUAAGAAUUGUGCCCUCGUUUUUGUAUUUUUAUGUUGUGAACCACCCUGUGAUCUUCGGAUGGUGGGUAGUAUACAAACUGAAUAAAUAACAGGGAUAAAACUUGCCAUGGGCAGUAAGAAAGCAUCUUGGCAGCCUCCCCUGACCUGGAUUCCCCGGGAGGCUGGUAGUUUGGGGAGAAAGGGGGAAUUUUCCAAAGAGUUGGAGGUCCAUCGUGUGCCAACCGCAUUAUUUGUUUAUAUCUUUUCAAAAAGAAAGUAAUGUUUUCUGGGCUCCCCACCCCUGUUUUUCUUUUUCUUUUUUAGAAAACAAACCUUAAAUUAUUAAAAAACCAUUCUUUUCAUAGUUGGGGACGAAGCAUUUGUGUCAUCUUUUGUGCACAAGGGUGAGGGAGGGUUUUGGCAUGCUAAGGAGAUGAACGAGAUGAUAUAUAAGGGAAGAACGCAGAGCCGCUUGCGUGCUGUGUUAAAAACUGAGAUGGGAAAGCUAGGAGCUAAAGGGCACCUUAAAUCUAGAUUAUGGCGCAACAACGGAAUGUCUUAUAACAAGAAUACAAAGCUGAAAAUGAAUGAAGUGCAGCUAAAAUAUUAUGUUCAUUUUUUAGCAUGGUCUAGUGGUCCUUCCCCUGUCCAAGCACCUAAUAUUCUUAAGAGGGUCCCUUCUCCGUUCUUCUGAGAGUAGCUGGAAGUGGGGAGGCAGAAAAGGGUCCUCCUUUCCUUCCACUCUGCAGUUUUGAUCUGAACUGCUUCCACUAAUGAAAUCCCCUGUCGCAAAAUGCGCCCAGAACAAUGGGAGUUUCGAACGCUGCUUGCAUGAUGUUUAUAAAGGUAGUCUUUCCUGGAACGGAAGGUAAUGCUUAAACCCCUGCAGAAAGAGAGGCUGGAGCUCAGGGCUUUUCAGGGCCUUUCGUUUUCUACCCACAAACCUCUGGAUACACCCCCAUGAGUUGUGGCUGCUCAGUAGUGAAGACAGGCUUAUGCAGGAAGAUGAGGACUCAGGAGUUCCUUUACAUGUCCCAGUGAUUAUUAGGUUGCUUCCCCCUUCCUUGAUAGGUACCCACAGAUAGCUCCUCACUUCUAGGGAGGCUUGGGGCUAAGCACAAUUCAUUUUGGAGAUGAAGGACUGGUUGCCACUCUCCCAGUUUCCUCUUCUGGUGUGAGAGACUGCCUGCGUUGACGAGGAGGGGAGGGGUGCGUUUGACGCGAGGGGCUUUGCAUCGCUGUAGAAUUCCAUCUGCUUUUGCGCUGACAGUGUCGGCCCGCCCAGGUUUUCCAUGAGCCUUAUAAAGGCACAGAUCCACAUUGUUCGCUCAGGCUUUGUUUAGAUCAGCCCCAGAAGCCAUUUUCAGCUGCAGGGUUUGGAGGCUUCUCAACUAAGGACGCCUCUGAGCGUGCAAAUCUUUAUUUGAAGAUAACCAGAGGUGAUGGUUGCAAACAUUGCAGCCGGACAUUUAUCAAUACACUUGUCGGUGCAAUAAGGUGGCCGGUGAUAAAAAAGAAAGAAAACUGGUGGUUCUCCUUUUUGCAUUUUCCUUCACUUCUAAACCAGCAUUUUGCUCCAGACAUGCACAUGCAUUGUGCUUUUGUUUCCAUCUGCUCCUCUUAACCCAGGCCCCACAUAUCUAGGCUUAGGGGCGCAGAUCAGAGCAUCCAACAGUUCUUGCCCCUUGUGGGUCUAACCUCCGUCAACAAAAUCAAACCGAUACCACAUUUGG
Molecule: messenger RNA, 2705 nt
Organism: Zootoca vivipara (common lizard)
Lineage: Eukaryota; Metazoa; Chordata; Lepidosauria; Squamata; Lacertidae
Source: RefSeq, a predicted model, not a curated record